CUUGGAGAUUAGAGCACUUCUUGAGCUAGAAGAAGAAAAACAGUAUAAACUAAAAGUUUCCACUAUAGCUGCAAUGGCCGUUGUUAGAGCCUUGAUCAUGUCCUCUAAGCUAGUGCCUCGAGUACCCAUAGUGAAGACCAUGCAAUGGAGAAUUACUUCUGUUCGAUGUGCUGGUAUUGGUACAGGAAGUGGUCCACAGAUGAAUCUCAUACCUGAAGGAGAUACCAUCACAGAUAAGGUCGACGAUCAGAAGCAGAAAGGUUCCAACACCUCAAAUGACAUGUAUAUCAGCGAAGAUGAAAUCGCAGAAGCAGAAGAGCCAAUUCCAGCACAAGUCGAUGAUUAUGGAAGCACAGAUGAGUCUCCGAUAGCCAAGACUAAAGAAUAAGGUUCCAGACAUGGAUGAGAAUAUACGUGAUCGAUAUUAAGUUUUAGUUUUUUGGAUUUCUAUUGUACCUCCUCGUAUAUUAUAUGUAUAAAUGGUUUGGAAUAAAGUUUGUGCUUGAUGAACUUAGAUGUGCUAUAUUGAGGUAUUGAUUAAAAUUAGUACUAAAUGAGCAUUUUCUCUUGAAAUAAAUAUCGUUAACAAUUGCAUGAACAA
Messenger RNA from Fragaria vesca subsp. vesca, 601 nucleotides. RefSeq lists its product as uncharacterized. NCBI's taxonomy places the organism in Eukaryota, Viridiplantae, Streptophyta, Magnoliopsida, Rosales, Rosaceae. The transcript has 2 exons. The record is from RefSeq and is a predicted model, not a curated record. The coding region runs from base 74 to 388 and encodes 104 amino acids.